Molecule: messenger RNA, 1322 nt
Organism: Coniophora puteana RWD-64-598 SS2
Lineage: Eukaryota; Fungi; Basidiomycota; Agaricomycetes; Boletales; Coniophoraceae
Exons: 6
Coding region: 47-1147 (366 amino acids)
Source: RefSeq, a predicted model, not a curated record
CCCCCCUCACCCCUCUUCGCCUUGUGCCACUUCGCGUUGGUUCACAAUGCCUGCAGUCCUUCCGGUGUUUCGUAUUAUCGUAUUCUCCACUGUUACGCUAUGCUCCAUCGUGGUUCUUGGCCUUGCGGCCUACCUCGAAUCUCUGGUCAAUGGUCAGAGCAGCAGCAGCCCGUACCUGACCUUCAUUGGCCUCGGUAUAGCUGCCGGUGUCAUCACUGGCGUCCUCAUGCCUACGCUUCUGCUCAUUGGCCGCGUAUUCCCCAAGUCCUUUACCUCCAAAAUCCUAUUUGAGAUCAUCCUUAUGCUUGUCCUUUGGGUUCUCUGGAUCGCCACCGCCGGUAUUACUGUAGGUAACAGGGCUGAGUUGUACCCGGAUGGCUGCGACCUCCGAGUUCCCCAGGCCCAAAGCAUCUGUAACAUCAUCACGGCCAUUGAGGCGUUUAGCUUCCUUAACUGGCUCAUGGUGUUUGCGUACUACGACACCCUCGUCCUGUACUCUAUCAUCCGCACCAUCCAAGGCCGCGGCUGCUGGCUCUCCUCCGUCCGCGAAGCCAGCAACGGUCCUACUGGCCCUGCCGCUGCUGUCCCUGGUGUCGUACCGAUGACCCAACAGCCACUCCUCCAGCAAUACCCCCAGCAGCCGCAGGGAUACCCCCAGCAACCAUAUCCCCAACAAGUCCCCUACCAACAACAGCCUCCCGCGCCCGGUACCCCCUACGGCACACCCCCGCAAGGCCCAGUCGCCCCCCAUCCCAUGUACGCAGGCGGCCAGCCCCCCGUCCCCGCCCCGCAACAGAGCUACACCCCUCCCGCCCCCGCUGGCCAAGGCCAACCCCUCUACCCGCAGCCCACAGGGAGCUCUGGCGCGACUGGUUACGGCGGCUACCCCGAGCCCUCCCCGUCGCCGGGGCAGGACCCGAACUUGCACGGCUACUCGUUCCAGGCGCAGCAGGGCAGCCAGCCUAACUCGCCCGCGCCUCCUGCUGGGUCGCCUGCGCCAUCGCAGGGCGGAUAUCCUCAACAACCUCAGCCCCAGCAGCCGUACUACGGCCAGCCUGGGCAAGGCCCGGUUCCCCACGGACAACCUCCGCAGGGCUACUACUUUGCGGGCCACCCGAGUCCCGGUCAGGCGCCUUAUCCUCAGUAAAGCAUUUACUAGUGGGUAGUGGAUAGAGAUUUGCUGAGGCUCAUCCAUUUCUCGUCGUCCUGCAAUCACUACGAGGGACACAUACAAGCUGCUCUGACGUGCUACUACUCGCUACGGCUUACCAUAGCCUCUGAUUCUCCUAUAUCUCAUCUCAUCUCCUUUACCCGAAUACAAC